This is a messenger RNA of Vigna radiata var. radiata (mung bean), 814 nucleotides long. RefSeq lists its product as uncharacterized. The record is from RefSeq and is a predicted model, not a curated record. The transcript is spliced from 2 exons. Lineage: Eukaryota; Viridiplantae; Streptophyta; Magnoliopsida; Fabales; Fabaceae. Bases 33 to 434 code for a protein of 133 amino acids.
GCAUCUGCUUCAUCGAUUCACUCUCAAGGAAAAUGGAAACCCUCAUUUCCCAGUUCACAUUCCUCUCAGAUGAACCUUUGCAUGACAAAAGUUUUGAUCUUUUCACAACAGAAGACCUAGUAAAGCUGUUUGAGAUUGAGUCAUACAAGGCAUGGGUAGCUGUGGAACAACAGAAAGAGGUGGAAGAAGCAGAGGCUACUGUGCAACAAGCAGAGGAUCACUUUGGUAGGAUCAUGGAAACUGCCAUGGAAGAGUUUAGGUACUUUGAAGAAGAGGUUGAGAGAAUGUCAAAAGCUGGAGUUGAUACCUUCGUUGAAACUGCUGAGAGUGGAAGAAAAAUGGAGGAAACUGCUACUUCUGUUGCUUCCAAGAGAUACAUCAGUGAGGUUUCAGUUAACUCAGUCAUUUCUUCUAGCAAAGUUCAUCCUUCUUAGCAACAGUUCCUGUUCUGGUGCUUUUGUUAGAAAAGUGGAAGGAUUACAACUGAAUUGUGUCAAAACAGAUAUGAAAAUGGAGAGAUACUGAUUAUUCAGCAAUUACAGAAGAAAGAAGAUUAAUCAUUCUUGUUCAAUGGAAAUCCACACUUUUAUUUUUCUGGUAGAUCUUAACAAAGGCUCAGCAUUCAGGCAACUUAACCUGUGGAAGUUGAGAACUGUAUUUUCGUGGUUUUAGCCCAUUCUGUUCUUGUCUUUUAUUACUGCUUUGGUCCCAAUUCUUUGACUAAUUCGUGUAAACAAAUAUCUACUGCAUUCAUGCUUAGUUUCUCCUCUACAAUAGCCGAUUUUAGUGUUGAACUUUUUGCUUCUUCCUGCUC